This is a messenger RNA of Miscanthus lutarioriparius, 756 nucleotides long. The record is from the annotation of a GenBank genome assembly. Lineage: Eukaryota; Viridiplantae; Streptophyta; Magnoliopsida; Poales; Poaceae.
AUGGAGUUCAACGACAAAUCUAGUUCUAACUUUGAGGAUUUCCAAAGCAACAUGUCGGCUACUUCUGGGUUCUAUGCCUUCGUUGAUCCAGCCGAUGAGUCAAAUGAUUUGGAGUUAUUUUUGGACCAACCAAGAUCCAUGCAUCAUUAUCCUCCUGUAUCAAAUACUUUUAAUGAUAGUGACCAUAUUACAUCGAGCACCUCCUGUUCGAGUGCAACAGAUGGUCCUCAGUUCUGCGACCUCAGUAGCAAUGCGGCACCAGAUUGGUAUGGAACCAGUGUGGCAGACUCUUCUAAUAACAGUUGGACCAACUCAGAUAUAACCAUCAACUACUUAAACAAGCUGUUGAUGGACGAGGACGAUGACGACAAGGUAAAAUUACAUCAUGGAGAGUACGCCCUUAGAGCUAUGGAAGAGCCUUUCUAUAGAAUUCUAGGACACAAUAAUCCAGCUUAUCCUGAGUCAGCAUCACUUUGUAGCUGUGGUCAUCUGAAUAGCCUUGAUGACAGCAUCAACAAGUCUUCCGGGCUCCCGUGCAGUAGCUGCUCUGUUGCUAUUGACUCAAGUAAUAAUCAUUCUAAUCACAACCUGCAAGCUUUUGAUGCUCCAUGGAGUUUGUCUGACAUAGUCAAACCGACAAAACUUUCCAAUGAAGGUACACGAAACAUGGAGCUUGGUGUGAAAAUUGAUGGCCUCUCAAUUGCUGAAAAGCGUAGCCGAGAUAAUCAAUCACUUCAGAAGAUUCUUAUUUGGUAG